Molecule: messenger RNA, 339 nt
Organism: Benincasa hispida (wax gourd)
Lineage: Eukaryota; Viridiplantae; Streptophyta; Magnoliopsida; Cucurbitales; Cucurbitaceae
Source: RefSeq, a predicted model, not a curated record
AUGUGUCCGCUGAGAUUUAUUCUCAUAUUUCUCUCAGCGACACUUGCCGGCUUCUUCCUUCUCCGUAACCUCAAAUCUCCUCCUCAAGAUUUCGUGGCCGGCGAUAAUUCCGACGAUAACUCCAAGGAAUUGAACUCCGAUUCGUCGUCCUCCUCCGAGGUUCUUGUAAUUGUUCUUCAUCGGAAUCUUGCAUUUCCUUUUUCUUUGUUUGUGUCUGAAUGGAACGAUUGUGGUAUGUUUGAACAGGUGUCUUCGGGGUUCUGGACGGUGGUGGACAUGGCCAGCGGCCGCUACUUGUGGAGGCAUUUGUUUCCGUCGUCCAAGAAGCCUUCCGAUUGA